CACAAUAGAGCAUUCAGACAACAGUGCUCACAGUGGAAAUUUUCAGAGGAAAAAUUUUUAUAAGAAUUGCAAAAGUUUUGUCGAAAAUAUAGUAUUUGAUGUUGACGCGUCUGAAAAUUAUUGGUAAUCCGUUUAAUUUGCUGACGACGAUUUUAAUUAAAACAUUUACGUCAUUACCAUUUUAUUGAUCAUUUUUCACAUUUUCAUCAUGAAUUUGAAUCGACCAGGUUUGUUUAUUUUACCCGAAUAAUUAUGUUUAGAAUAUUAUUUCUUUAUCCAUUAGGACCAUCUCGUCGUCAUAUUUCAUCGGGUACUGACAAUGUUUCUUCAACUCCCAUGUUUACCGAAAGUUAUUUUACUGUCGAUUCUGAUAAUUUUGACCAAACAACAGCAAAACAUCAUCGUCUUCACCAGCGGUUCCACCAUCGACACAAUGGUUUAAUAAUUAUAAUCAAAUGAAUUCCUUCUUCAACCAGAAUGAUAAUUAUGGAAUUUCUUCACCUACUCCACCGGUGUCAUGCUCAUCAUCUUGGCAACAACCACCUUCGAUGCCGCCAAUGUCGGGAUUUUCUUCGGGACGAAUACCACAACAACAAUUUCAUCAGCCAAUGUUUCCAAAUCAACAAUUUUUAAUGGCUGCUGAUCAACAACUCCUAUCUAAUCCGAUGAACGGCGCUGAAUCGCAAACAUUGUUAAAUUUUUCAUUGGAAGAUGCAUUCGAUUAUAUUGAAUCUUAUAUAGUUGAUUCCGGAAUCGAUUUUAAUGUUUAUCAAUUUAGUCAACGUCCAGUAUUUGUGACAUUUGUACAAUUAGUUACAGCUUGUUUUGUUUCUAUCGGUGAUAAAUCAAUGAAUUUUAAUCAACGAACUAAAAUGGAAGAUGUUUGGAAAAAAUUGAAUUCACAAUUUGAAAGUUUAUCGCUAAACAUUCGAAUUCAUCUUCAUGAUUUGAAAUUAAUGUCACAUAAUGAAACAUCUACAAAUAAAGUGAUUAAAGCAUUUGCAUAUCUUCUCAAAAAUCGUUUGAGUUUAAUAUUGAAUUCAUUAAAAGAAUUGAAACCAUUACGUCAAAACGACAUCAUUGAUACAAAGAUUGAUCCUGAUUUUACUAUGGAAUUUCCCGAAUUAGAAUUACUGAAACUGUCAAAUCGAACUAAUAUUGACUUUAAAUCGCUCACGUUAAUUGAUGAAAACAUCAUUAAAGAUUUACAAACAAUUGAUAAUGAACUGAAAAAUAUUGAUCAAUCUACGUAUAAAUUUGAAUCUGAUAUUAUUAAAAUGAACGAUGAAAUCAAAUUACUUGAAGAUGAAUUAAAAGAACUUGAUGAACGGAAAAUUAUUGAAGAAAAAUUUACUGAAUUGAUCCAAAAACAUAGUAAAGAUUUGAAAAAUUUAAAAAUCAACUUUCAUACUUUACCAUUGAUGAAAAAUUUGGAAAUUCUUCAGAAAAAACGUAAUGAAUUUUCAACAAAUAAUGAUUCGAAUGAUCGAUUUGAUGAUCUUAUAAGAUUUAUCGAACAAUUUGAGAAUGAUGCAAUGGCCAAUAUUGAUGAAAAUAUGGAACCAAUCACCAAUAUCAUUGAACAACUCGAUAAAUCAAUUAAUGAAAAAAUGAAUAUGGAAUCAGCAAAACAUCAAUCGAUUGAAAAAGAAUCACAGCAAAAUAAUUCAAAUAAAACUGAUGAAAUUGGUGAAAUUAAUGAAAAUCAAGUUGUUGAUGAUCAGCGGAAAAAGACCCGAUCAAAGACACAGGAAACAAAAACAAAACGACCAAGGCAAAAGGACCAGAAGAAAAAAGAUGAAAAUCAAGUUGUUGAAGAACCAAGAAUGACGCGAUCGAGAGCACGACAAAUCAUGACAGAACAAUCACCAAAACAACCAAAACAGAUGCCAUCGAAACGAGGAAAAAAGAAUUGAUCUAUUUUUUAUUUUAUUUUCAACUUUGUUUUACUAGCUCAUCACUGUUAUCUAUUUUAUUGUUUUAUCUUGAUUGUAAAUUUUAAGUUUGUUGGUUUUUUUUCGAUUUUCAUUUCAUAAAUUAUUCAUGAGUAACAACAACGGUGUUGAUUUUUUUUUAAAACUUUUUUUUCAAAAUUCAAACACAUGGAAUAAAGAACUGUUAUUUAUUCAUUUAA
Molecule: messenger RNA, 2134 nt
Organism: Dermatophagoides farinae (American house dust mite)
Lineage: Eukaryota; Metazoa; Arthropoda; Arachnida; Sarcoptiformes; Pyroglyphidae
Source: RefSeq, a predicted model, not a curated record